ACAGAGAGCUACCACCAUCCUUAUCUCCUCCAUCGUCACCAAUUAUGACAUUCACCACCCAACGCCUCGCCCUGCGCGCACGCACGGACGAUGACCUAGACGACCUUCUCGCGCUCUGGAACAACACGCAGGUGCAGCCAAUGCUGCACAGCCACCCAUUUGCGCCGAUGGGCCCCAAAGCCCGCAAAGACAUAGGAGAGUGGCUGGACGGCUGCGUCUUCGGCUCUAUCGUCACUCUCUGCGCCACCGACUCCGAGUCGGUUUCAUCCGCAACCGCACCUGCGACCGCAAACACCAUCACAAACGCGAACGCGACCUCGGAAGAAACCCAGAAGCCCAAAGACAAGGGCGGCGCGUUUAUGGGCUUCCUGGCUCUCUCGAUCCAGGAGCCCAAGAACCGCGACGCGAGCGUGCACAUCGCACUCCUCCCGCAGUACUGGGGCGGCGGCUACGCCAAGGAGGCGCUCACGUUCCUCGUCGACCAUGCGUUCCGGUGGCUCGGCGUGCAUCGCGUGUCGCUGGUCGUGUACGGGUCGAAUGUGCGCGCGAUCGGGCUGUACGAGCGGCUAGGCUUCGUGGUGGAAGGGAGAAAGCGGGAGGCGCUGUGGAUGGACAACAAGUGGGAGGACUCGGUCUCCAUGGGCGUGCUCCGGCGCGAGUGGGCCGCGAAGUACUGGGAAGAUCAGAGCUAGGGACUAAAUAUGCGCGCGCAUAUACCUUUACCGCUAGUAGAUAGUUAUCACAGGCACGGAUCCUGCAUGGGAAGCCUGUCCUUGACCACAAAUGUACCCUGACCUCGAUAGAGGUCGAUCUGCACCUGGCUGUACGCGUCGCACAUUCAGAUCCUCUCAAUAGUCGAUGCAGAGCAAUCAGAUCCCCCCACAUCCUGUGUCCUGUGCGCUGUGC
This is a messenger RNA of Coniophora puteana RWD-64-598 SS2, 906 nucleotides long. RefSeq names its product acyl-CoA N-acyltransferase. Lineage: Eukaryota; Fungi; Basidiomycota; Agaricomycetes; Boletales; Coniophoraceae. The coding region runs from base 45 to 692 and encodes 215 amino acids. The record is from RefSeq and is a predicted model, not a curated record. Gene Ontology annotation, molecular function: acyltransferase activity, transferring groups other than amino-acyl groups. The transcript has 3 exons.